Ostertagia ostertagi is the source of this 231-nucleotide messenger RNA. NCBI's taxonomy places the organism in Eukaryota, Metazoa, Nematoda, Chromadorea, Rhabditida, Trichostrongylidae. The record is from the annotation of a GenBank genome assembly.
AUGGGUGACAAGUCGUGCUAUAUGGGCGCUGGAGGUUACUCGGGUUACAUGGGCAGCGGAACUGGCGGAGGAGGCUAUGCUCGGGAAGAAUAUGCAGGCAAUGUUCAAUCUGGUAAUAAACAAGCAGCGGCACCGCAACCGUACCAGUCGUACGGCGGUUCAACCUCGGGCUACGCUGGAAACGUUGGUGGAAGUGACAACCAGGCAUCAUGCUAUUUUGGACCAAAAUGA